AUGGAAGGAUCAGAGGUGGAUGUAGACAAGGAGCCAGAAAUGGAAAAUGUUCAAGCUGGAGCCCCAGAACCACCAGAAAUGAAACUGAACAAUCAAGAAGAAACAAAGGAAGGUGACACCAACGAAAGUUCAUUACAGGUUCUUUCCAGAAGUAAGACUCUUCUGGUCCCAGAGUUCUUGGACACAGCCCAUGCCAAAGAGAAGGCCUCUGUCCUUGUGGUCAGCAACACACUCCUCAUGUCCACAAAGGAGCCUGAGCUCCCACAACAGGGUAAUGACAUCCCCAACUUCUCAGCAAACACCAUUCAUCCCAAGCAAGGUGAUGUCACCAAAUCCUCAGCAAAACCCACUCAGUUUAAACAGGGUAACAUCUCUAAAACCUCAGCAAAAACUACGCAGCCCAAACAGGAGAAUGUCCCCAAGCCCUCAGUAAACACCAUCCAGCCCAAGUAUAUCAACAGCCCCAAGUACUUGGCAAAAACUAUCUAUUCCAAACAGGGGAACAUCCCCAAGUCCUCAAAAAACAUCAUUCAGACUGAGUCCAACAACAUCCCCAAGUCCUUAGAGGAAACAUUCCAGUCCAAGGAGGGUGAAAUCCCCAAGUCCUUAGAGGACACCAUUCAGUCCAAGGAGGGUGAAAUCCCCAAAUCCUUAGAAGAUGCCAUCCCACCCAGGGAUGGUGACAUCCCCAAGUCCUUAGAAGACACCAUCCAGUCCAGUGAGGAAGACAUCCCCAAGUUCUCAGGGGAAACCAUUCAGCCCGAGGAAUGCACCAUCUCAAAGCUCGGAGAGGAAAUGGAGUCCCCAGAGGUGGACAUGGUAAAAGUGAUCGUGAGCAAUGAGGACUUCAAGGAGGUCCUCAAGGAGGCUGGGGAGAGGCUGGUGGCAGUGGAAUUCUCAGCCUCUUGGUGCGGCCCUUGCAGGAUCAUCAAGCCAUUCUUCCACUCUCUGUCUGUGAAGCACGAUGAUGUGGUGUUCCUGGAAGUGAAUAUUGACAACUGUGAGGAGCUCGUGAGAGACUGUGAGGUCGUUUGUCUCCCAACCUUUCAGUUUUAUAAAAAAGAAGAAAAAGUGGGUGAGUUUUCUGGUGCCCUUAAGGAAAAACUCGAAGCAAGCAUUGCAGAAUUAAAGUAA
Messenger RNA from Castor canadensis (American beaver), 1134 nucleotides. RefSeq names its product thioredoxin domain containing 2 (gene Txndc2). The record is from RefSeq and is a predicted model, not a curated record. NCBI's taxonomy places the organism in Eukaryota, Metazoa, Chordata, Mammalia, Rodentia, Castoridae.